GUCGAGACAAAAAGCAUAGAUGUGACUUUUAUUUUGAAAAUAUAGAGUUCAUUUUACUGGAAGGGUAUCAUACCAUUUCCGUUAACUUUGGAUUAGCAGAUUUGGUUGUCGCUGUUGUGGACAAGAAAGUCAAAGCAUGAUGUUGCGACUGCCGAGUGUCGGCCGAGCUUUAGCAGGAGCCGCCAAAGGCAGCCUGGCUCCCUGCAACACUGUGUGUACUCCGGUACGUGCUGCCAGCAACAUGGUAGAGGUGUUUGUGGAUGGCAAACCAGUGGAGGUGGAGCCUGGAACAACCGUGCUGCAGGCUUGUGAGAAGGCAGGAAUUCAGAUUCCCAGGUUCUGUUACCAUGAGCGGCUCUCUGUGGCGGGGAACUGUCGUAUGUGUCUGGUGGAAAUUGAAAAAGCUCCAAAGCCAGUAGCAGCCUGUGCCAUGCCUGUCAUGAAAGGUUGGAAUAUUCUCACCAAUUCAGAGAAGACAUGCAAAGCCAGAGAGGGAGUAAUGGAGUUCCUGUUGGCCAACCACCCACUUGACUGCCCCAUUUGUGAUCAGGGAGGAGAGUGUGACCUGCAGGAUCAGUCCAUGCAGUUUGGUUCAGACCGCAGUCGUUUCUCAGAAGGGAAAAGAGCAGUGGAGGACAAGAACAUUGGGCCUCUGAUCAAAACCAUCAUGACUCGCUGCAUCCAGUGUACACGCUGUGUCCGGUCAGUGUUUACAAAACACCAAAGGAUGUGA
Thalassophryne amazonica is the source of this 733-nucleotide messenger RNA. It is a transcript of the gene ndufs1, whose product is annotated as NADH:ubiquinone oxidoreductase core subunit S1. The record is from RefSeq and is a predicted model, not a curated record. NCBI's taxonomy places the organism in Eukaryota, Metazoa, Chordata, Actinopteri, Batrachoidiformes, Batrachoididae. The coding region runs from base 137 to 733 and encodes 198 amino acids. Gene Ontology annotation, molecular function: NADH dehydrogenase (ubiquinone) activity; iron-sulfur cluster binding. Gene Ontology annotation, cellular component: membrane. Gene Ontology annotation, biological process: ATP synthesis coupled electron transport. The transcript is spliced from 7 exons.